Messenger RNA from Osmia bicornis bicornis, 2350 nucleotides. Its product is annotated as F-box/WD repeat-containing protein 9-like. Lineage: Eukaryota; Metazoa; Arthropoda; Insecta; Hymenoptera; Megachilidae. The transcript is spliced from 8 exons. The coding region runs from base 648 to 1874 and encodes 408 amino acids. Gene Ontology annotation, molecular function: protein binding. Gene Ontology annotation, cellular component: preribosome, large subunit precursor. The record is from RefSeq and is a predicted model, not a curated record.
AUUAUUGUAUUUAUGUUACAAUAUCAUUUAUUGUUUAUUAUAUACAACUAAUAUUAUUCCAAAAAAAUAUGUUUUAAAAAUCUGGGAACUAUUUACUUAUUAGAUUGUCAAUUGUUUUUUUUUUUUAAAUAAACGUUAUAUUAAUGAAAUAAAGUUUUAUUUUUUAUAUAAAAUGAUGCAGUAUUAUAUAGAUAUCAAUCUAUUUUUUAAAUAAAACGAUUUAAAUUAAAAAAAUUGAUUUCGUCCAUUUAUCUUUAAAGGCCACAUCUAUUCCAUGGUGUUCAAUUUACAAAUUGAAAAUGUAUGUUAUUACCUUUAAAUAAGAGUUUUAUCAUUGUUUAAUUCGAAUUACAAAGAUUAAAUAAUUUAAAAAGAAUAAAUUCAAAUCUGGUAUACGUUGUCAGCCCUGCUAUACCUACUUUUUGACACGCUUCUGAAAUGCGCUAAAAUGGUGAUUAUGAGUCAUGCGCUUUCGCGCAAGGUUGCAUUGAACACGAGGACCAAAACGGUAAAUAACAACGUCAAUAAAAAAAUAGGUAUUACGUUUUUUCUUUUUUAUUGCGAGCUGAAUCAUUGAGACGAUCAACAGUCGAUCGAAUGGUAUUGUUUAAAAACGUUACGCGCAGCACCAGAUAUUCUAGCUUAAAAUGUGCGAUGAAGAACAAAGUGUCUCUGAAGUUGAAACCGAUCAAACGGACUCCCAGUUAUCAUUAUUGGAUCUUCCAGUUGAGAUAUUCUUCCAUAUCUGUUCUUUCUUAGAUGCCUCUACACUAGUACAUGGCUUGAGUUUAGUGUGUAAACAGUUUCAUGAAAUUUUAAAUGAUAACUCACUAUGGAAAGUGAGGAUAAAUCAAAUUUGGCCAAAUACUAAUUAUCCAGUUUUGCCUCCUGCUGAAGAUGAUGAAUUGUUCUGGAAACUAUCAUGUGUGGCAUUGGAAAAGCAAGCCUCAUUAUGGAGGAAAGAAAAUUCCAUGGAGAAAUUAUCACUUACAAUGGUACAAUACAGUACCAUAGAUGGCCUGUUAUUAAUGCAAGAUGGAAGUAUUUGUAUAUCGGGAGCAAGAGAUCGAUCUUUAGCGUGUUGGAAACUUCCUACAAAGGAAGAAUGGGAAAUUACUACUUGUAUAGAAUCUGCUCAUGACGGAUGGAUUUGGGACCUAACAUCGAUAGACAAGAUGGUUUACAGUUGCAGCUGGGAUAAAACUGUGAAAGCAUGGACGCUUACCAACACCGGUCUUGUCCACUUCAAAACUUAUGAGAUGAUCGUCACAGGUGCUCUGUUGUGCGUCGCAUCAUGUCCAGACCUGACUCUUUUUGCUACUGGAUCAUUUUGUAAAAGCGUUCUAGUAUUUGAUCCAAGAUUAGCUUAUAACCCUGUCGUAAAGUACCGACCACAUAAAAGAGCCGUUAUUAGACUGGCUAUGAAUUCUAACUUUAUUUUGUCCGCCAGUGAAGACGGAACAGUGGCAAUAUGGGAUCAAAGAGCAGGAAGAAUGAUGAAAAACGUUACUAUUUCACAAGAAUCAUUCCCUAUGAGUAUGUGUAUGCAACGAGACAUGGUUUACAUAGGAGAUGGCAACGCGAAAUUACAUGUACUAGAUCCAAAAAAAGAUUUUCAACCAGUUAAAUGUUAUACCACUGAACACAAGAAAGGUAUUAAUGGUGUUCAUUUGACACGAGGGUGUUUGAUCACUAGUUCAAUGGACAAGACAGUCAGAAUUAACAGUCCAACUGAUCCUCCACAACAUAUCACCACUUUGGAAUCUAGUUAUGGCGAAAUAGCGAGUACUGAUUAUUUGAAUGAUGUUCUUGCUAUCUCUGGUGCAGACGGAAUAGAAAUCUGGAGACCAAAAGCAAGAAUCCAAUGUGCAUGAAAGUGUCGAUAAAUAAAUGAUUUCUACAAGCAUUUUGCUUUGAUAUGCUGUUCAUCUUCUCAUUUGUACCUAAUUAAAAGUAAAUGACGGAUUAAAAUAUAUUGUGGAUGAUUACACUCGAUUGAGUAAACAUGAAAAAUAAUCUAUUUUAUUGCAUUCAAAUUGUAACCGCUCAACAGGAGUGUAACUGCUGAUUCAAAAACCCUGAAUGAAACUAUGCUGGUUGAUUAAAACAAAUCUUAAAUAUAAAUGUUAUACGAUUUUAAGCACUUCCAUUUUGGAAGAAAAUAACAUCGAAUAUUGUAUUUUGAACAAAGUAACGUUAAAUUUGAAAGAAGAUAGGUGAAAUGUAAAUCUAAGCAUUAAACUGAUCGAUGUCGCUAGCGUCGCCGGAAGUGUUCGUCUGCUACGCUCUGAAAACGUUCAAUUGUCUAUCUGUAUGAAUUGCACAUAAAUAGAAUAACGUUAUGGAACGA